AUGUGCGCUGGUUCCAGAAUGUUCGGCGGCGGCGGUGGUUCAGGUCCAAAAGACACCAGUCUCUACGACACCCUAAAUGUUGCACCAUCCGCAAGUCAGGCGGAUAUCAAAAAAUCCUACUUCAAAUUGGCAAAAGAAUACCAUCCGGACAAGAAUCCGGAGCACGGCGAUCGUUUCAAAGAGAUCAGUUUCGCCUAUGAGAUCCUCUCAAAUCCGGAAAAACGAAAACUUUAUGAUAUGCGCGGCAUCGAUGGGAUUAAAAAGGGUGGCGGUGGUGGCGGUGGAUUCCCAGGCGGCGGAUUAUUCUCGCAUUUCUUUGGAGGCGGCGGCGGUGGAAUGGAUGAUGACGAUGACGAUGAAAUGGGCGGUGGACAUCCAUUUUCGGGACUUUUUGGUGGAAUGGGUGGAAUGAGAGGGGCUCCUCGUCGCCGGAAGUUCCAGGACACCGUGCAUCCGUUGAACGUGACCCUUGAAGAAAUGUAUUCCGGAAAGACUUCCAAACUCAAGUUAUCGCGCAAAGUCCUCUGCAAAACUUGUCAUGGAUCCGGCGGUAAACCAGGCCAAAAAUAUCAAUGUAGUCCUUGCAAAGGUCGUGGAAUUCGCACCGUCGUUCAACAAAUCGGCCCCGGAAUGUUGCAACAAAUGCAAGUGCAUUGUGAUCAGUGCAAAGGAACUGGUGGAAAAGUGCCGGAAGGUGAUAAAUGUAAAGCGUGUCAUGGUGAUCGAUAUUCGUCGGAGCAGAAGAUUUUGGAGGUCAAUGUUCAGCCGGGAAUUCGACAGGGUGAUAAGGUUGUGUUUCGUGGUGAAGGAGAUCAGAGUGAUGUGAGUUUUGCUCGGGAAUUUGCAUUUGAGCGCAUUUGAAUCUCCAGAUGCUAAUCCAAGUUCGCUCCAAUGAGAAUUCUGCUAUUCUCAUUAGAGCGCAUUCGAACUUGAAUUAGUUUCUGGAGAUUCAAAUGCGCUCUAAUGAGAAUUCUGAUUUAACGCAUUUGAAUAUCCAGAAGCUGGUUCAAGUUCGCUCCAAUGAGAAUUCUGAAUAUUGUCGAAAUUGAAAAAUGUGGCCGCCUUAAAAAUGAAAACCAGUGCAGAACUGAAUCUAUGAAAACAACUUCGUCAGUCGCGUACGGCUGUGCGGCGCGGUCGGAAAAGAAUGGAAAAAAUGAAUUAUUUAUUGUUUUCUGACCGCGCCGCACGACCGCACGCGACUGACGAAAUCCAGUUGUUUUCAUUUAUUCAGUUCUGCACUGGUUUUCAUUUGAUUCUCCAGAAGCUCAUUCAAGUUCGCCCCAAAGAUAAUUCAAAAUUCAAAUGUGCUCUAAUGAUAAUAUCGGAAUUCUCAUUGGAGCGAACUUGAACUAGCUUAUGGAUUUUAAAUGCCUUAAAUCAGAAUUAUCAGAGCGCAUUUGAAUUAGAGCGCAUUUGAAUUUCCGAACUAAUCCAAUUGAAAUUGCGCUCCAAUGAAAAAUCUGUAAAAUUUGAAGAACCCAAAAAUUUCAACCAAGACCUUUCGCCCUUUUUCAGCCAGACGUUGAAGCCGGAGAUGUCGUAAUCGUAAUCCAACAAAAAGAGCACGAAUUAUUCCAAAGAGACGGCGAUGAUUUGCACUUCAAAAAGACUAUCACAUUGAACGAGGCACUUUGCGGCUUCAAAUUCCUCAUCAAACACAUCGAUGGACAUCCAUUGAUUAUUCGUCAAUCGCCUGGUGAAGUUAUUAAGCCAGAAACUGUGAAAGGUGUUGUUGGAAAAGGAAUGCCAAAUAAACAAUAUCCGGAAUUGAAGGGCAAUUUGUUUGUACACUUUGAAGUUGACUUCCCUGAAGAUCACUUUUUUGAUGAUGAUAAGAAAUAUGCGGUGAGUGGUUUGGGAUUCUCAAAAUCUAGUCUAAUUUUGGCCUGAAUCCAGGUGGAUUUUAAAAAUAGUUCUAACUUGAUUUCGUUGAUUUUUGAUAACAUUUAAAUGAACUUUGGCCGGAAAAUUCAACAUUUCCAGCUGCUUUGAGGGUGAAAAUCCAAAAAUAAAAAUUUUAAACCAAAAAAACUUUGGAAGUAAGCAUUUGCCCCGAAAUUCUAUAAAAAUCCCAGUUUUUCUCUUGAAAUUUUGUCCAUAGACAGCUUUUGGUGUCAAAAGAACACUCUAAACAUUUUAGUUUCCCAAUGGACCUUUGAGCCAAGUUCUGGACUCUCAAAAGUUCAAAAAUUAUCAGAAUUGGCUCAUAAAAGUAAUCAUCACGGAAAAUUAUCGAGAUUUGAGUUAUGAUAACCUUUAUGAGCCAAUUUUUGAACUUUUGAGAGCACAGAACUUGGCUCAGAGGAUCAUUGGGAGAUUAGAAUUUUUAGAGUGUUCUUUUGACCCCAAAAGCUGUCUAACAACACAAUUUCGUGAGAAAAACUGGGAGUUUCAUAGAAUUUUGGGGUAAAUGCUUAUUUCCAUUGAUUUUUUAGUUUGAAGUUUUAUUUUUGGAUUUUCUCCCAGAAAACCAUAAUAUUUUAAUAGCAGCUGAUAGUGUUGAAUUUUCACAUUUUGUCAGGCAAAAGUUGAAUGAAAUUUCAAAGAGGCCCGAUGAUUCAAGUUCACAAAAAAAAGUCAAAAAUACAUUUUUUGCUAAAAAAAUCCCCCAAAAACCCAAAAUGUUCCAGCUCCUCCAAUCGCUUCUUCCAACACCAAAACAAGUCGUAAUCCCAUCUGGCGCCACCGAAUUAUCACCAAUGGAAUACGACGAAAAGAAGUAUGGAAGAGGACGUGGCGGAGACGCGUACAACGAAGAUUCGGACGAGGAUGAAGAUGAAGGUGGACAUGGAAUGCACGGUGGACAAGGUGUUAGAUGCCAACAACAAUGA
Caenorhabditis angaria is the source of this 2834-nucleotide messenger RNA. The record is from the annotation of a GenBank genome assembly. Lineage: Eukaryota; Metazoa; Nematoda; Chromadorea; Rhabditida; Rhabditidae.